AUGUCAAUCGCACCUGUAUCUCCUCUCGAUCUAACUCAAUUUUGAGAAUUAAAAUAGUAUUUUCAUGCUUCAUAUCAAAGUCUCACACUUACGCGACAUACGUUGAUGCAUACUAUGUCAAAAAUGAAUAGCAAGGACAAGGACAACAAGUCAUUUAACGACAAACUGAAACAAUUCUUCCGCAUAAAUAAAGGACUCUAUCGGAGUCGAGAAGAACUUAUUUUAACUCCUGAGAUCGAGAGGGAAAUCUGUUCUGAAAGUCCAAUUCAUCAUCGCACAAAAGUAAUCAAAGACCUUGGUGACUCCAUACUAAACAAUCAAUGGGAAGAAAGAGCAGCCGAAAGACUAUGGCACCUAGUUAAAGAUAUGCUUGGCGAAGACGUCGCUCGGGAACACAGACAUAUUACCCUUAACUUUUUACGCUGCCUCAUAACAGGUCAACAUUCAAAAAUAUCUUCCCUGAUGCGAGUCAAGUUUUUCAAUGUCGUGGAAGAGCACAAAAUUCAUGAAGAUAUUGGUCCUCGUCUCGAAUUGCUUCGAAGCUUGACUGAAAAUGGUAAAGAUAUUUUACAAUUGGAAGAGAAGAUGGGUCCAUUUUUGUUAGAAUGGAUGCCAAUAGUCACUGGCGGAGAUGGAAAAAGAGGCGCUGAAUUUCUUUCUCUUCUAGUAAAUGUUAUCAAAUUCAAUUCGGCGUACAUAGACGAAAAUAUUGUAUCAGGACUGAUUCAGUAUAUUUGUCACUUAUGUUACUGCAGUAAUAAUGCGGAUAUUGUCUCGGGAUGCUUGGAAGCUCUCGACGCAAUUGUAUGUUACAGUAAUUUACAGCCUGAUUCGUUAGAAACUUUUAUUAUUGCCUUAUGUCGUAGCGUGAAUGCCGAAACAUAUUGUAUAAUAAGUUGGAAGAUUAUGCGUAAACUGUUAGGAACUCACAUGGGUCAUUCGGCUUUGUAUACAAUGUGUCGUUUGUUACAAGAGCCAAUAUUUCAGCGAGACGUUCGUUUACUUCGAGGUGCCGUAUUUUACGUUAACAUGGGCCUUUGGGGAGCACACAGAAUUCCUAAAUUAGAAUGCACUCCUACCUCUGUUUUGCCUUCGUUUUAUCAGGCUCUUCAGUGCAAUCAUCCCAUUGUUAUGUACGAAGUAACACUCUCAAUUCAAAGGUUAGUACAUAAGUACGGUGCAACACUUCAGGAACCAGCGUGGAGUAUUAUUUUAGACAUAAUAGAAGAAGUUAUUGCUCAUAUAGAAUCCAGUAAUCAACCUGCAACGAGACAAGUAUCAACAAGUUUGCAUGAAACGAUUAGCAGUAUUGAGGAACUUCUUGAUGUUAACUGCUUUAAUGGUUGUUUACAUAGGUUUUAUGAGCUGGUUGAAAGAUGCUCAGAGGCAAGACCUGAAGCAUCGAUUUUAAAACUAAUCGAUUAUAGAGCAUCAUUCAUAGAUCCAACUCAUUAUCAGUGGCAACAUAAGCUGGGAUUGUUGAUGGAUCGUUAUUACAAAGUAGAAACCAGAACAAAUAUUAGAGUUAAGGUUUUGGACGUUUUGACUAAUGUGAUCCAAGUCAAUAGGUCAAGGUAUGAAGACGAAAUUAUAGAAAGGGUAGUAGUUCCUCACGUACAGUAUAUAGAACAAGACUCAGACAUUACGAUACGAACUGAGGCUGCUCACCUUUUAGUCGAUCUCUGUCUCGAGUGCGAAACGAAAAGAUGUCUGGAAUUAUUAGAUAUAUUAGAAAAGAUCAUCAACAAACCUUUCGCGAUGGAGGUACCCGUGACUAUGGACACCGAUAUUAAAGACGUGAAGACAGCUGUUGUUGGCGUUAUAAAAAUUUUAACAAUAAAAUUAUUUCGCCUGCCAUCAAACCAUGCUAUACGAGCUUAUAAGGUGUUGGCUAACCACCUAGAACAACACUACAAAUUCCCUAUCGUCUUCCAGAAUGUUUCUACCAUUCGUUACUUGAUUUUUGAGUGUUUCCUAAAGUUCAGGGCGAACGCUCUCUAUCAUCUCGGCUUUCCAGACUCCUCCACUGGAACUGUAACACGUUUUAGUCCUUACCUUGCAUUGGAGCACUUAUCAAAUGACAGAAUGAGCACCGGAAGUGGCGGUAGCAGUCCUCCGCCUGCAAGUCCUGCUUCUUUGCAGCACAUCUCCUGUCAUGUUACUCAAAUAUCUCUGGCACAUGCUUGCAGAGCAGUUAUCUCCUGCAUCCGACAGGAGAAGGAUUGGAAAGUCCUGCAGUUAAUAUUAAAGGAAAUGCCUCAGGUGAUGCAAAAUCGUGUUCUUAUUCUCUCGAGACAAAACGAUAUCCACGAACUGACAAGCGCGCUCUGCUCCAUGGUGAGCGAUAAAAGUUUGAGAUUGCCAGAAAGUCUCAGCAAUGUACCUCUCAAGUUUACUGUUUCGGAAUUCAAAACCCAUGUUUUUCCAGUCCUUGCCUCAUUAGCAUCUUACCAUGCAUAUUUACAGCCUAGCUUACAACAAAGACUGAUUCAAUGUUUAGAAGUUGGUCUAACUGCUAGGUGUGCCAGCCAGUGUGUCACCAGUCUCACUACCUGCACUUUGGAGAUGCGAGACGCUAUGAAUAAACUCUUCACAGAAGUACUGCUCAACUUAUCGAAAAUCUCGGCCACCGUUCAUAUAGCUAUUCCAAUACUCGAAUUUCUUUCGACACUCACAAGGCUACCAAAGGUUUUUGCGAGUUUCAUUGGAGAUCAGUACAUGUCUGUCUUUGCCAUACUGCUGCCAUACACGAAUCCCUAUAAAUAUAAUCAUUACACAGUUUCACUGGCUCAUCACGUGAUUGCUGUGUGGUUCCUGAAGUGUCGGCUCCCAUUCCGUAGGGACUUUGUUAAAUUUAUCACGACUGGACUUAAAUCCAAUGUCUUAGCGCCUUUCGAGGAGGGGCAUUUGAUGAAGUCGGACUUUAAUGUUGUAAAUGAAGAUUCAUCUAAUCGAAAACGUAGUUCUAGUCUUACGGAGCAAGGCAGCAGAGGGCGGAGGGAGAGACCGAUUUUAUCAAAUCGAAUGAUGGGAGAAAACAGAGCUUUGGAUUUAAAACCCCCUAUCGACGAAGCGUUGAUGGAUUUUCACGCAGAGCUCACAGAGACUUGUAUUGAUCUCAUGGCGAGAUACACGUUUUCGACAUACUCGGCUCGACCUAAGCGACUUCCUACUGCUGAUUUUUUGUUAAAAGAAGGUCAAUCGAUGACCUGGUUAUUAGGGCACAAGUUAAUUACAGUAACUACCAGUGGUUGUAGCAACAAAGCAAUGCGAUGUGGACUUUGUGACAACUGCUGGGCUGUUUGUAAGUUAACCCCACCAACACCGGAGCAUUCCAAAUCAAGUCACUCAAGCCUAUGGCGAGCAUCUAGCAGCGAAGGUUCCAAAGAAGAUAAAUUAUCAAGGCAAUCAUCAGCUGGACAUGCUAGUUCGAAUGUUAAUACGGCCACGAAUUCUCCAACAGAGGAAUCUAAAAAACUACUGGAGGAAAGCGAUUCUUUGAAACGGGAAGUUCCUACUGAAGCACCUGAGAAGGAACAGUCAGAACCUUCAAAACUGGAACUAAUACUCAACAGUGAGAAGCCAGAGGAGUUUGAUCCUUGUGCAUGUUGGUGUCAAGGAUGGGCAGAAAUUUACAUUAGAAGACCGACUGGUGACAUGUCCUGGAGCAUGAGGAUACAAAAUUCUAUGAACCUUGAAAACCCACCAGACUUUCCUGUUCACGAUAUCACGUCAUUGUAUAUGCCCACGAGCGAUAUGACUUUCCAAAGAACUCAGGAUGUCGCCUCAGAGUUCUCGGGUGACGAAUUAGAGCAAGACGUUCCAGAUGCAGUGAUCGAUCAGUCUCAAAGUGAACAACAAAAUAAUUCGAUCAAGUCUGUCACGUCUUCAUCCAUUUCUUCGGGACCGAUAGCCAUUCCGGGAUCGCCUGCUCGACCUAGUCCGACACGGCAAAGUUCUCGCGAUAGCCUCGAGAGUUUAGAGGAAGGUGAAGAAGACGGGCGCCGAUCGCGGAAUCCUGUACGGAGAUCCAACUCUAGUCCCGAAAUGAGUGCAAACUGGAAGAAUCCUUUCCUUAACAAAGAAAAACUCAAUCUUCCACAAGCAGAACGGGACGCAAAUUCUAGUGACUUUGACGUGAAACUGGAUGCAGAGUUGAAAAAACAUGCCAAAAAUGCGUAUACAAAAGACAUGAGAGUAAGCUGUGAAGCCAUUCCGGAGGAAAUGGCUGGAAUGGGAACGACGCCUCCUUCAUGUGAAAAUACAGGCGAUCAUCCUGCAGGUUUGCUUUCCCAGCGCUCAUACCCUGGAGCAUCACAAAAUACUGAAAUGACAACCACCACGAGUCAUACUGUGCCACCUUCACCAACAACAGCACAGGCUCCGACACAACUUUUGACGGCGCAGAAUCGAGCUUCCUUAAUUCAAGGUCCAGUUGCAAAACCACCACAGUCUCCGACUCAGGUUUAUCCCCGUUUGUCCAGCUUAGAUCUCAGCCAAAGACAAAUUGAUUCUAAACCACCCAUUGGCAGAAAUCUUAUGAUUGAUAAGCUGAAGGAUGAUAGAUCUGACCCGUCAACGUUGCCUCCUCUGGGUUUUCGAGACAGGGGCCAUACUAUCUCUGUAAUGAGUCCAGUUAAGGGUUCGCGCGGUGAAUGGGAUAGUAUACGAAGAGGAAAUUCGCCAAGAGUUAAAGACCCGCCAAGAAAUGGAAUUAAUCCUAGUUUCGUAUUUCUACAACUUUAUCACAAGGCUCACUUUGGAACCGAGAAACCAUUGCUCGUACCUUCGUCCAUGAAAAGAACUAUUGCGAUUCUAGACAAAAUACAUCCAUACGAAACUCACAAAAUAGGGGUUUUGUAUGUAGGUCCGGGUCAGGUUUCAAAUGAAGUUGAAAUUCUAGCUAAUGAACAUGGCUCGACGCGUUAUACCGAAUUUUUACAACGACUUGGUACGCUCGUCAGAUUAAAAGAUGUGGAUGAAACAUCUGUCUUUCUUGGUGGACUUGAUCGUUUUGGAGAAAAUGGCAACUUUACAUACAUCUGGCAGGAUGAUGUUACACAGGUUGUAUUUCACGUUGCCACGUUAAUGCCAAAUAAACCGGGUGAUCCAAAAUGUACUUCUAAGAAGCAGCACAUAGGGAAUAAUUAUGUUAGCAUCGUUUAUAAUGAAAGCGGAGAACCUUAUAAUAUACAAACUGUCAAGGGACAAUUUAAUUAUGCCUGUGUGGUUAUUCAACCACUAGAUCACGGUACAAAUCAAGUGACGGUUCAAGCGAGAGAGGAACUCGCAGAGCACAUUGGACACAGUGAACCAAAAAUCAUAUCAGAUCAGAACCUGGCAAUCCUUACUAGACAAUUAGCUCUGCACGCGAAUCUCGCUUCAAUGGUUUCCUCGUCUUUGAAACAUCAAGGUCAAGGGCCCUACGCGUCAAAUUGGUUGGAACGAUUGCGAAACAUAAAACGUUUAAGGAAAAAACUUUUACAAGAAUCCAACGCUAAUUCCAAGGAAGCACCUUCCGAUGAGGCACCCUCAAAUUCUAAUAAACGAGUUCAUGUGGACGAUUUCACGGUAUAUACAACCUAGUAUGUAAUUAUACUUGUGAGAAAUAUAGACAUUGUAUUGUAUAGAUCGUCUCGAAACUACAUAUUUUUGUCUCACGAAGUCUGUAUAAUGUAAAUUGUUAUAUGGGCACUUCUAUUAAAAGUUUGGUUUUUUGGUAACUCCGCGUUUUUAGCUAAUUUUAUGCAUACUAUGUCCGUUAAUGUACAUACAAAUUUAUUCUUAAAUCUCCUGGAUAAGUAGGACCUAUUAUUAAAAAGUGUUUCUCCAUGCGGCAAUUUUUGUCGUAGUCUUGUAACCUUCGUAUCUGACUUUUUAAUUACAAGUUUUUGAAAAUUCAAUAAAAAUUCAAUAAGAUCUCUAGCAAUGUAGCGUAAAUUUCGCGAAGCUGUGUGUUACAUCAAUUCG
Belonocnema kinseyi is the source of this 5970-nucleotide messenger RNA. It is a transcript of the gene gig, whose product is annotated as tuberin. Gene Ontology annotation, cellular component: TSC1-TSC2 complex; cytoplasm; nucleus. The coding region runs from base 106 to 5586 and encodes 1826 amino acids. Gene Ontology annotation, molecular function: GTPase activator activity. The transcript has 22 exons. Gene Ontology annotation, biological process: regulation of small GTPase mediated signal transduction; negative regulation of phosphatidylinositol 3-kinase/protein kinase B signal transduction; negative regulation of TOR signaling. The record is from RefSeq and is a predicted model, not a curated record. Lineage: Eukaryota; Metazoa; Arthropoda; Insecta; Hymenoptera; Cynipidae.